Uranotaenia lowii is the source of this 1201-nucleotide messenger RNA. RefSeq names its product putative carbonic anhydrase 3. NCBI's taxonomy places the organism in Eukaryota, Metazoa, Arthropoda, Insecta, Diptera, Culicidae. Gene Ontology annotation, cellular component: cytoplasm. Gene Ontology annotation, molecular function: carbonate dehydratase activity; zinc ion binding. The transcript has 2 exons. The record is from RefSeq and is a predicted model, not a curated record. The coding region runs from base 143 to 1108 and encodes 321 amino acids.
CCAAUUGGGACUCAAAGUCAAUACCUAUUGGCACCUGCGCUAAGCCGGACAUAAAUUUACCUUCUAUCGGGUUGUUAAAAAAAUUUAAACCAGGAUAGAAUUCGUUGCGUCGCGAAACGUUGAUAUCGAUGAUUGAUUGACUAUGUUGAACUCUUUCGUUAAUCAGUUGCAGUUGCUCCGGUUGGUGAUUGUUUUGGGGCUAGUGUCUGGAACUAAAGCAGCGGCGUCAUGGCACUAUCCGACUCCGGGUCCUGAUGGAAGUCUCCAGGAAGAAGAUCACUGGGGCGGGACUUGUGAUACUGGACGGCGGCAGUCUCCCAUUGACAUCAACAGUAAAGCGGCAGUGAGGGGAGCCUAUCCGGAAUUUGAUUUCGAUGGCUAUGACGAUGCUCUGACGGGUGCUUCCUACAUCAACAAUGGACAUACCGUUCAACUCAACAGAGGAGCCGAUUCGGAGAUUGCCAUCAAGGGCGGUGGACUGCGCGGCAAAUACAUCUUCGAGCAGAUGCACUUCCACUGGAGCUCGGAGCACACCCUGAAUGGAGAACGGUAUGGACUGGAGGCCCAUCUUGUUCACCGACACUCAAGUUAUGGCUCAGUCAACGAGGCGGCAGUCCAAAAAGCUGGAAUCGCUGUCCUAGCCGUCCUAUUCCGGGUCACCGACCAGUCCAACGAAGUCAUCGCACAAAUUCUCAACGAUACCAAUUCGAUUAGAACUGAGCCGGAUCGUAGCAUUCCGCUCCAAUCCAAGCUGGAACUGGAAGAUUUGCUCCCCAAGAACCGGGAUCGGUACUUCCGCUACGAAGGUUCCCUCACGACUCCUGUUUGUGCGGAAUCCGUCGUUUGGACCGUGUUUCCCGAAACCGUUCCCAUCUCGCUGGACCAGGUCGAGCAGUUCAAAACCUUCCGGGAUGACGAGAACCACGAACUGAUUCUCAACUAUAGGCCAGUGAAACCGCUUAACCUGAGAGUUCUCGUGUUGGUGGAUGACGUCGAUCCAUUGGAAGCAUCGACGGGAGCGGCCCCGCGGAGCUUCCCUACUGCUAUCAGUUUGUUGUCGAUGUUGCCGCUAGUAGGACGACUUCUGUUCGCCCACAAAAUUCAAUAGAUCAUAAGAUAGCUUCGUUGUUUUUAAGUGACACCAGUAGACUGAUAAUUGUAAGAUUUCAAAACCAAAAAAAUGAACAAUUCACAACAAUAA